This is a messenger RNA of Pediculus humanus corporis (human body louse), 1491 nucleotides long. RefSeq names its product vacuolar ATP synthase subunit B, putative. Gene Ontology annotation, biological process: ATP metabolic process; proton transmembrane transport. The record is from RefSeq and is a predicted model, not a curated record. Lineage: Eukaryota; Metazoa; Arthropoda; Insecta; Psocodea; Pediculidae. Gene Ontology annotation, cellular component: proton-transporting V-type ATPase, V1 domain. Gene Ontology annotation, molecular function: proton-transporting ATPase activity, rotational mechanism; ATP binding. Bases 1 to 1491 code for a protein of 496 amino acids. The transcript is spliced from 7 exons.
AUGUCGAUCUCAGCAGUUCAAGCAAAUCGGGAACAUGUUUUGGCAGUUUCCCGAGAUUUUAUUUCUCAACCAAGAUUAACUUAUAAAACUGUUUCGGGAGUUAACGGACCACUUGUUAUUCUUGACGAUGUUAAAUUUCCUAAAUAUAAUGAAAUUGUUCAACUUCGUCUUGCUGAUGGCAGUUUUAGAUCAGGACAAGUUCUCGAAGUCAGUGGCUCGAAAGCAGUAGUUCAGGUAUUUGAAGGUACUUCUGGAAUCGAUGCCAAAAACACAUUAUGUGAAUUCACAGGUGAUAUUUUAAGAACUCCUGUAUCGGAAGAUAUGCUCGGAAGAGUAUUUAAUGGAUCUGGAAAACCUAUCGAUAAAGGUCCUCCAAUCUUAGCAGAAGAUUUUCUUGAUAUUCAAGGUCAACCGAUUAAUCCAUGGUCGAGAAUAUAUCCAGAAGAAAUGAUUCAAACUGGUAUAAGUGCUAUAGAUGUCAUGAAUUCCAUUGCCAGAGGUCAGAAAAUACCAAUUUUUUCAGCAGCUGGUUUGCCACACAAUGAAAUUGCUGCUCAAAUUUGUCGUCAAGCCGGAUUGGUCAAGCUUCCUGGAAAAAGUGUUUUAGAUGAUUCGCAGGAUAAUUUUGCCAUUGUUUUUGCUGCCAUGGGUGUAAAUAUGGAAACGGCUAGAUUUUUCAAACAAGAUUUUGAGGAAAACGGUUCGAUGGAAAACGUUUGCCUUUUCUUAAAUUUGGCAAAUGAUCCGACCAUCGAAAGAAUUAUCACACCACGUUUGGCACUUACUGCUGCUGAAUUUUUGGCUUACCAAUGUGAAAAACACGUUUUGGUCAUUCUCACCGACAUGAGUUCGUAUGCGGAAGCUUUGAGAGAAGUAUCCGCGGCUAGGGAAGAAGUUCCCGGACGUCGUGGUUUCCCCGGUUACAUGUACACGGAUUUGGCAACCAUAUACGAGAGAGCCGGAAGAGUGGAAGGUCGUAACGGUUCGAUAACUCAAAUACCCAUUCUUACCAUGCCGAACGAUGAUAUAACUCAUCCUAUCCCCGAUUUAACCGGGUAUAUUACGGAGGGACAAAUUUACGUCGAUCGUCAACUUCACAACAGACAGAUUUAUCCACCCGUCAACGUACUACCAUCAUUAUCUCGUUUGAUGAAAUCUGCCAUUGGUGAGGGUAUGACGAGAAAAGAUCAUUCAGACGUAUCGAAUCAAUUAUACGCAUGUUACGCCAUUGGAAAAGAUGUUCAAGCAAUGAAAGCCGUGGUCGGAGAAGAAGCUUUAACGCCAGACGAUUUACUUUAUUUAGAAUUUUUGAGCAAAUUCGAAAAGAAUUUCAUAACUCAAGGAAAUUAUGAAAAUCGUACGGUUUUCGAAUCCCUCGACAUUGGUUGGCAACUUCUUCGAAUAUUCCCGAAAGAAAUGUUGAAAAGAAUUCCAGCGACUACACUUGCUGAAUUUUAUCCAAGAGAUUCUCGUCAUUGUCAAGUCAAAUAA